Molecule: messenger RNA, 1930 nt
Organism: Mycena citricolor
Lineage: Eukaryota; Fungi; Basidiomycota; Agaricomycetes; Agaricales; Mycenaceae
Source: the annotation of a GenBank genome assembly
CCUUCAAGCCUGUCAUACUCCCUCAAGCGUCAAGAUGGCCUUUGCGAAAGGCCGACGUUUCGAUCCGCAGCAACUAUCCGACGUUCCAGGACCUGGACACUACAACCUCGAUCAAGAAUCUCAGCUAACCAACUAUAAACGCGGUGCAUUUCUUGAGAAAGCCGAACGUUUCAUAGAGAAUGCUCCAUCCGAUGUCCCAGGGCCUGGCACUUAUGGCAACAACAGAUCGGAAGCACAGCCAAACGCUAUCAGGCACGGGAAAACAUCAGAUGAACGUUACGCUAUUCUUCAACGCCGGGUGGAGGAGUUGGAGAGGAUACACAAGGAGGGCAAGAGAGCAAGCCAAGCGGAAAUUGACCGACUCAAGUCCGAUCUCUCCCAUUGCCAGAAGAUCAACCAAGAACAUGCUGAACGUCUCGACAAACAGAAGAAGCAGAACACUCUUCUUGAGGGUCGAGUGCAGGAGCUCAAGAAAACAUCGUCGGCAGACCAAUCCGAACUCAAAGAUCUCAAGCUGAAACUGAAGAAGUCGGAGACGGAGCGUAAUCAGCUGGUGGCAAAGCAGAAUGACCUCGGAGAGACGAAGAAAGCGGUGCAAACUCUGGACGCAAAACGGCGAGACGAGUUGAAGGAGAAAGAUCGUGAACUUGAUGAGCUGCGGAAAUUGGUGGAAGGAGAGAAGAAGAAACGGGAGCUGGCAGAAGCCCAAUUGGAUUCGAACCGAGAGAAAGGUGAUAUCGAGCUGCGUCAGGUCCAAAGCCAUGCACAGACUGUACAGAGACAGCUUGAAGAGGCCCAACAACAUGUUGCCGAUGCAGCAGACGGAUCUGCGGACCUGCUGAACCAGGUAGAGGAACAUCGAAGGCUACUUGCGCUAGCUGCACAAGACUAUCGUCGUCUACUGGACACCACCGUAUCGGCCAUCGCUCAUGUCAAGCUCAAACACGAUCAUGAAGUUCUUCACAUUCGAGCUCUUCGUUUAGAGCGCAAGCUCGCGAAUUCUGACGGCCAAGUCGCCGAGCUUGCCCACUUGAUCCGACAGAGCCAAGAGCGCAUUCAGCUGCUCAGGCAGCGGCGACGAUCGAUUGGGAGCCCGCCAUCUAUCGAAGAUUUUUCUCAAAUCGCGGCACUGGUUGAGGUGGACCUGGCUCGAUCUGAGGUGGAGCGCCUGCAAAUCGAGCUGGCCACUCUGGAGUCUCUGACUACACUCGACCGGCUGCAGCGCGAGAAUGUGACAACAGCGUAUCUGGAUGUCUACGCAGAACAACUGUGGCUACGAGUCCAACUGUCAGAGCUGGGCAAUCGACAAAUGGCUUUCGAGACAGAAAAGAACAUACUCCAGGAAGAAAGGGAUUCUUUAUCCGAGCAGUUCGAGGCCCUCAAGACAGAAGUUUCCGCAAUCGAGACAGAAAAGACGGUACUCGAACAGCAGAUGAGGGUCUACGAACAGCGCUCUCUGGCGGACAAGAAGGCGAUGCAGCAGUUGACCGAGACUUUCAGACGAAAUCGCAUGACUGAGGAGGGUCUGCGCGCCGAGAUUGACACAAUGGCUGGCGAGCUGGCAGAAAGCGAACAAUUCCAGCAAGCGUACUACAAGCUUUCGGAGGAGAUCCAGUCUCUCGUCGCACGAAAUGAGUUGGCAGAAGGCGAAGCGGAACGGCUCAGCAAAUUCAAUGCUGAGAUUCUUGGCCACAAUAAUCCGGCUCAGAGAAUUGUUUAUCUUGACCGGAUACGACGAGAAUUGGCCGAGACAAAACAGAAACUGGUUUCGACUGUGGUCGAGUUGGAGUCCGCCAAGACACACACAGUGGAGCUUACUAAUGAGCUGGAGAUGUACAAAUCAGUGACUGCGCCUGUAGAAGGCAAGCCGCGAACAACGAUCACUCGGGUCGGCCGUCCACCGCUGGCCUCACUAAACCAGAUAUCAUGA